AUGACUUCACGCCCAACUGCGGACCCGGCAGACAGCUCGCUCUCGACCUCCCCCCAAAGCGACACGUACUCCAGCAGCCCGUCGCGCGCCAGCCUCAAGGAGACCGUCAAGAUUGCUUCCACCCAAGGCCCCGCUGUCGAUGCCAGCCAGCAACGUCCCGGACUAGUCUCUCGCGCCUCGGAGAGUUCAACCAGGACCAUUCGACCCCGCCAUCAUCUACGCAACAAGAGCAGCAGUGUUGUUCCCACCGUCUCCACGCUCAACGUCGGCACCGCGCCCUCGACCCGCCAGUCCAAGUCGCACCCAAAAUCAAACACCAUGGCCCAGCACACCACGGGCACCUCGUCUGGCGCCGCCGACCUGCUUAGACAGGCCAUGACACGAGCCACCAACGACAGCAACGAAGACGGACACGACCAGAUCGGCUCCACCAGCUCCACGCCACCGGGUGCCACGACACCCAAGCCCGACCCGACGGACAAGCGACUGCCGGGUAUUCUGCACAGUUACUUUGGCCAGGUUCGUGAUUCUCUUAUGCCCUCGCGGAAGUCCUCCUCCACGGUCAACCCCUCCCCCGCACCCGUCACUUCUCAGGUCUCGGACCCCCGAGAGAAGGAGCAAGAGUCAACCACCCACCCCAGCAUGCUGCCCAGCCCCGCCCCCAGUGCCUCUUCCCGAACUCCCUCAACCUCGCAGUUGGCUGGUGAAGCGGAGAAGCUAACGCAAGGCGAUUUUGCGCCGUUGCAACAGGCUACACCUCCCCAGACACCGCGCACCCGCUCCCAAGAAGCAAAGCCCGUGCCCUCGAAUCUAUCCCGCACCUCAAAUGCGUCCGACGAAUCCAAGGAGAGCAAGACGGCUCCCGUAGUGGCGCCCAAGGGCAAGCUCUCAGUCACAAUCUCCGAGGGACGGGGUCUGCGGCCCAGCACAGACCCCUACGUUGUCUGCCAGUUCCAAUGGGCUGAGUACAUCUCAGACGGGCCCAGGCACGAUGAAUCGAAGCGACCGCCCAUGCAGAUGAAGCGAACCGAGAGCCAGAUGGGCACUCCAAUGGCCAUUCCUAUGAAGAGCCGACAGAGCAGCAACAGCGGCCACAGCUCAGAUCCCAGGGAGAACGGCUCCCUGGAGGAAGUGACGAGCCCCAAGUGGGAGCACGAAGCCAUGUUUGACGUUGUGGGCGACCAUGCCGAAAUCGACGUCUCCGUUUACGACCGCGCCAACGGCGAGGCUUUCCUCGGCCACGUCCGCUUCUGCCCAAACCUCGUCGAAUACAGCGAGCCAUACGACGGCUGGUUCCCGCUAGAGCCCCGAGAGGGCGAGGGAGGUGUUGUUACCGGAGAGAUUCACCUGAAGCUCAACUUCCAAAAGGUCGAGAAGAAGCACUACGGUCCCGAAGACUUUGAGAUUCUCAAGCUCAUCGGAAAGGGCACAUUCGGCCAGGUCUUCCAAGUACGUAAGCGGGACACUCGCCGCAUCUACGCCAUGAAGGUGCUUUCGAAGAAGGUCAUCGUGCAGAAGAAGGAGGUGGCACACACACUGGGAGAACGCAACAUCCUCGUCCGAACGGCCAUGGCUGAUUCGGCAUUCAUCGUUGGACUCAAGUUCUCUUUCCAGACACCCUCAGAUCUAUACUUCGUUACUGACUACAUGUCGGGAGGCGAACUCUUCUGGCAUCUCCAGAGGGAAGGCCGCUUCCAGGAGGGUCGUGCCAAGUUCUACAUUGCAGAGCUUAUCCUUGCCCUGCAACAUCUGCACGAGCACAACAUCGUGUAUCGCGAUCUCAAGCCCGAGAACAUCCUCUUGGACGCCAAUGGCCACAUCGCCCUUUGUGACUUCGGUCUGUCCAAGGCUAACCUCACCGAGAACGCCACCACCAACACAUUCUGCGGAACCACAGAGUACCUCGCACCCGAGGUCCUUCUGGACGAACACGGUUACACCAAGAUGGUCGAUUUCUGGUCGCUCGGUGUGCUAGUCUUCGAGAUGUGCUGUGGAUGGAGUCCUUUCUACGCAGAAGACACCCAGCAAAUGUACAAGAACAUCGCGUUCGGAAAGGUCAGGUUCCCCCGGGACGCCCUCAGCACUGAAGGUAGGAAUUUCGUCAAGGGACUUCUCAACAGGAACCCCAAGCACAGGCUUGGUGCCACACGCGAUGCCGAGGAGCUCAAGGCUCACCCCUUCUUUGCCGACAUCGACUGGGAGGCUCUGGGCAAGAAGAACGUGGUACCGCCAUUCAAGCCCAAGCUCAAGGGAGAGCUCGACGUUUCCAACUUCGACCCCGAGUUUACUAAUGCUCUCAACGGUGCUGGCUCUUUGAACGCCCGCGCGGCGGCCCUGGCCUCCGGAGUCAACCCCGCAUCCACGCCACUGUCACCGACUAUGCAAGCAAACUUUGCUGGCUUCACCUUUACCGACCAGAGUACAAUGGAGCAGCAAUUCGGAAACGACAGACAAAGGACCGACGCCCUGGAGCGAAUGGACGAGGAUGAGACGGACGAAGUCAACUGGGACCGACCUGCUGGACGCGGAGAUAGGAUGUCCGGUAUCGUUCCCAGCAAUGAGCACGACGUCUUCAACCAAGGCCAAUUCGAUGUAUGA
Alternaria ethzedia is the source of this 2598-nucleotide messenger RNA. RefSeq lists its product as uncharacterized. Lineage: Eukaryota; Fungi; Ascomycota; Dothideomycetes; Pleosporales; Pleosporaceae. Gene Ontology annotation, biological process: protein phosphorylation. The record is from RefSeq and is a predicted model, not a curated record. The transcript has 3 exons. The coding region runs from base 1 to 2598 and encodes 865 amino acids. Gene Ontology annotation, molecular function: protein serine/threonine kinase activity; ATP binding.